Molecule: messenger RNA, 1796 nt
Organism: Coccinella septempunctata (seven-spotted ladybird)
Lineage: Eukaryota; Metazoa; Arthropoda; Insecta; Coleoptera; Coccinellidae
Gene: vex
Product: somatomedin-B and thrombospondin type-1 domain-containing protein
Exons: 5
Coding region: 187-1029 (280 amino acids)
Source: RefSeq, a predicted model, not a curated record
UCAGAGUCCGAAAGCUCCUUCACCAUUCCACGGCCUGCUCUUCGUGCCGUAACACCAAAAACCCGGGGAAAAACGCCAAGCGGAAAAACGCACGCGCAAAAUCGGGAAAACUCACGCCACACCGGGAAAUUUGCAUGUUUCCGCCAGCGCUUCCGGUCUGAUUCUCGCCCAAAACCGUUCCUCGAGAUGUACGGGAAGUUCUUCGCGGUGUUCCCCGCGGUUCUGUUCGCGGUCCUCGGCAGUGUCUCCUGCGGAAGUUGCCGCGACUCCAAGCUCUGCUGCCCCGGCAGGGACAGUUCUUGCGUGGUGCAGAAGGCGCCCUUGAAUUCCAUCCUGGAGGAUUUGAGUGAUAAGCCUUGUUACUGUGAUCACGCCUGUUUGAAGCUGGGGGAUUGCUGUCAUGACUUCAAGGAGGCUUGUGGAGUGGUUGACUGCCAGGUGACAGGCUGGGGCCCUUGGACUGCCUGCGAUGUUGACUGUGGAGCUGGUACGAUGUCCAGGAAGAGGUCCAUCAAGGUCCAACCAGAGAAUGGUGGGAAGCACUGUCCUAGCUUGGAACAGAGGAGGGGUUGCCAGGUAUCUACCUGCCACCACCACCCAGACCCCGCCAUAAAGGAGAUGGCCAUGCUUCUACCAGGUACUCUUUCCCAUAGCAGAGUGGCUAAUGCCACAUCAGACAUAAGGAAAAAUUUGAGACUCAGAGACCCAUCGAGAUACCCUCAGUAUGAUCCCAAAAAAACAUACUGCCUAAGUUUCGAGGUACUGAAGGCUUCCAAGGCAUGUAGGAAAGAAGCUAGCUUCCAAACGCUUGAAGAAGGGGAUCAAGUUUGCGUUCGUUGCGAAUCAGAGGCCUUGCACGAGAGCCUUGGAUGGAGAUGUCAAGGGCAUGGAGUUAAGGGUAGGAUCACACGUUGGUCGGCACUGUCAGCACCCCAUUGUCAUGGAAAAUGGUUGAGAUCGGUCAAGGAAGAGAGCGAAGAUUGUUCCUUGGAAAAAUGUUCAUCGGAAAAAUCGUUUAUUUUCGUUUGAGUCCUCACGCGACAUAUUUAAGGGAACCAACAAGAUUACUAGAGGGAAAAGUGGAAAUAUUAGCAUCAAACGAAAAAACAACUAAUGUUAAGGGAGAACCACACACUUCUUACAAAUGACAGGGUUAUUAUACUUCAUACUCUCCAUUCAAUUAAUCAUUUCAAUCGAGAAUUCAAGAACCUUAACGAAUAUAUCAUCGUAUUCAAACACUGAACCCUGAGGGAUUCCAAUCGUAUAAAUAUGAAUUGAAAAUUGUUCAAUAUAUACGUAAAAACUUUCAAAUCGAUCAUGUUCGAAGAUCUAGUAAUCUUGAAAGUUUAUUUUGUGUGUAAAUGAUGAUUUUUAUACCUUUUCCCCUGUUGUUAACCUUUGUGUUCAUAUAUUAACAAAUAAGAGUUUUUAUACCCUUCCAUAUUUACGUAUUCGAGUUAUUUUUCGAUAUAUUAGAUAAGCCCAUCAUUCGUACGCUUUGAACGUCGUUUUUUUUUCAUCGUUAUAUUUCAUCCAUCAUAUCUGCAUUCAUUAGAAAUAUUAUGGGGUCAUUUGAUGAAGGUACAUAGUUUGAAAAACAAUUACAAUUUUUGGAUGUACUUUUGUUCCAUUAUUUCGAGAAAUAUGUGUUUUUAUUAGAAUGUAAAACAAAUUUCGACUAACCAAUAAUGUAAAUAUAUAUAACGACCUUUUUGUAGUAUUAUGAUAACCUAUAUUUUGUGAAACAUAUCAGAAGGCAAUUUCAUUGUUAAGGAAAAAUAAAAUGAUGAUUUGAA